Spodoptera exigua (beet armyworm) is the source of this 1136-nucleotide messenger RNA. The record is from the annotation of a GenBank genome assembly. NCBI's taxonomy places the organism in Eukaryota, Metazoa, Arthropoda, Insecta, Lepidoptera, Noctuidae.
UACGUCAACGUCACUUACCGAUAGCGAGAUAUUUAUUAGAUCGGUCAAAAAUUUUAUUUUCAAAAUAAGUUAAUAAAGUUUGCCACAUACGCACCAUCCAAGUAAAUUCAUAUUAUAAAUCAUGAGUACGAAAAGCCGUGUGAUAUUAGUGACUGGAGGUUCGGGGCUAGUUGGUCAAGCGAUAAAAACGGUAAUUGACGAAGAGAAGUCGCAAAAUCAUGAUGGUUCAAAGGAUGAAACUUGGAUAUUCUGUGGAUCUAAGGAUGGGGACCUCAGAGAUAAGGCACAAACGGAUGCUUUGUUUGAGAGACAUCAACCCACACAUGUUAUACAUUUAGCUGCUAUGGUUGGGGGGCUAUUCCACAACAUGGCACACAAUUUAGAUUUCUUUAGGGAGAAUAUGGCUAUAAACGACAAUGUCUUAAAUGCCAGCUAUAAACAUAAUGUAAAGAAAGUAGUAUCCUGUCUAUCUACAUGUAUAUUCCCUGAUAAGACAACAUAUCCAAUUGAUGAAACCAUGGUGCAUAAUGGUCCUCCCCACACUUCAAAUUUUGGCUAUAGCUAUGCGAAGAGAAUGAUAGAUGUACUAAACAGAGGUUACCAGGAGAUGUACGGUUGCACGUUCACGUCGGUGAUACCGUGCAACGUGUUCGGCCCCUACGACAACUUCAACUUGCAGGCUAGCCACGUCAUCCCCGCACUCAUUCGGAGAAUGGACGACGCUAUGCAGAAAGGUGACCAGCAGUUCACGGUGAUGGGUAGCGGGAAGCCGCUGCGUCAGUUCAUAUACUCGCUGGAUCUCGCCAGGCUGUUCAUUUGGGUACUGCGGAACUAUGACAGCGUGGAGCCCAUCAUAUUAUCAGUUGAUGAGGAAGAUGAGGUCCCAAUAAGUACAGUAGCAGAGAUGAUAAAGAAAGCUCACGGGUUCUCCGGCGAAAUUGUUUACGACGUUACAAAGGCAGACGGCCAGUACAAAAAGACUGCUUCGAACAAGAAACUCAGGAGUUUAUACAAAGACUUCAAGUUCACACCGUUCGAAACUGCCAUACAUGAUACAGUCGCGUGGUACAAACAAAAUCGAGAACACGCCAGGUUAUAAAUAAUAAUAAUUGUAAAACGGGGUAAAUAGAUACCGG